Penicillium taxi is the source of this 1236-nucleotide messenger RNA. RefSeq names its product C-3 sterol dehydrogenase/C-4 decarboxylase. Gene Ontology annotation, molecular function: 3-beta-hydroxy-Delta5-steroid dehydrogenase (NAD+) activity. Gene Ontology annotation, biological process: steroid biosynthetic process. The transcript is spliced from 2 exons. The record is from RefSeq and is a predicted model, not a curated record. Lineage: Eukaryota; Fungi; Ascomycota; Eurotiomycetes; Eurotiales; Aspergillaceae. The coding region runs from base 1 to 1236 and encodes 411 amino acids.
AUGGCAAACGAGCGCAAGUUGGAAUUAGGAAACGUACUCGUGGUGGGAGGCUGUGGGUUUUUGGGGUGGCACAUUGUCGAUCAUCUGUUGAACUUCCCCUCGGAGAACGAUCCUAGCGUUGCCCUUCCAAAGGUUCAAGGUGAUGCUCGAUUCAAUUACCCAACCCUGGGCUCUCGAUUCCCCAGCUACAAGGCCAAUGUUUCAAUCGUUGACUUGCGCACUACCAACAACCGCCUCCCUGGUGCCACUUACUAUGAUGGCGAUAUCACCUCCGUCGAGUCGAUGCUAGAGGUGUUCCGCGCUGCUAAGCCUGAUGUUGUCAUUCAUACCGCCACACCAUCUGUUCUCGAAGGCAACAAAACGUUAAUGCACAAGGUGAAUGUUGAUGGAACACGCACACUUGUCCAGGUUGCAGGCGGUGAGCAUGGAGAUUGGGGCGGCAAGUGCAAGGCUUUUGUCUACACCAGUUCCAGCUCCGUCGUGCAUGACACCCAGAGUGAUCUGAUCAAUGUCAACGAGGAAUGGCCUCUUAUCCGGGGACAGCUGCAGCAGGAGUACUACUCCGAGACCAAAGCGAAUGCCGAAGAGAUCGUUCUCAAGUACAACCGCCAGUCACCCACUGGAAUGGUGACCUGCGCUAUUCGCCCGGCCGGCAUUCUCGGAGAAAAAGACACGACUAUUACGCACAAGGUCCUCGAGCAUGGCUCUCAGGCAUCUGCAAACGUCCUCAAGAUGCAACUAGGCGAUAACGAGAACCUUUUCGACUUUACAUACGUCGGUAACAUCGCCUAUGCACACAUGCUUGCCGCACACAGGCUGGUGGCGACAUAUAACCGUUACGAGUCCAACCAGAGUGGGCCUCUAGAUCACGAGAAGGUCGAUGGCGAGGCGUUCAACAUCACCAACGACUCUCCCAUUUACUUCUGGGACUGCACCCGUGCUAUGUGGGCAUUGAUCGACCGAGUUGUCGAGCCGGAGACGGUAUGGGCACUUCCCGAGGGUCUAUUGUCUCCUAUUGGCGGCCUGGCUGAAACUGUCCUCGGAAUCUUUGGCAAGACUCCUCGCUUGACCCGCCGCGUAGUACGUUACUCUUGCAUGACCCGGUACUUUUCGGUCGAUAAGGCCAAGUACCGCUUGGCAUACCUGCCCGUGAUUCCAAUCGAUGAGGGUAUUGCUCGUGCUGUCGGAUAUGUGGUUGAGAAGAAGCGCCAGGAUGAAGGUAAGAAGGCGUUGUAA